Molecule: messenger RNA, 696 nt
Organism: Botrytis cinerea B05.10
Lineage: Eukaryota; Fungi; Ascomycota; Leotiomycetes; Helotiales; Sclerotiniaceae
Exons: 2
Coding region: 134-451 (105 amino acids)
Source: RefSeq, a predicted model, not a curated record
GAGAUCUGGAUCAUUAUACACUUCAUCUAUCUACUAUACAAUUCCAUCGCAAUCCAAUCAUAAAACAAAUCAAACCAGAACGACGCGAUUCAACCUAAUUCAACUCGAAUCGCCAUCAAAUACCAAAGCAGCCAUGCCUUCCCUCGUUGAAUCUCUCACAAACCUCGUCUCUUCCAUCUUCAACGCCAUCAUCGCAACCUUCAGCUCCAUCAUCGCCUUCCUCCAAUCAAUCCUCAGCACCAUCCUCGGCCUCAUCAAUGCACUUUUCGCUGCAGUCGGUUCUGCUCUCGCGGGUAUUGCGCAGACAUUUGAGGGAUUGUUGAAGUUUGUCUUGAGCAACAUAGUUAUCAUCGCCGCCCUCGGCGCUACCUUCGUCGCAUACACCGUCUAUCAACGCAAUCAAGGAAGACCUAUUACUGCUGCACCCGGUAGCUCCAAGAAGACUUCUUGAACUUGUCCUCUCUCGAGUCUGAGUAUCCAAACGGGCGGUGGAGGAAUGCGAAAUGAAGAAAAUGAUCGCUAGGAAACUUCCAGCUGAAAACACAUCAUGAUGAAAUACAUAACAGGAAUUCUGGAUGGAGUGAGUGAAAGGAAAUGAAAUGAUAGGAAAAUGAAAUAAGGGCGGUUCACUUGCGGAUAUGCUUUAUGAUACCUCACUAAGUAGUACUAAUACAAUAAUCAAAACACACGCCUGCA